CUUCUUUGAACAUAAACAAACUGGGGCAGACGGCAAACUUGAAAUUAGAGAAAGUAAAUUUUUGCGUUGCUGAGCAAGGUCUUGGCCUCUUGUUGUCGUUAGAAAGAGUGCAAUCGUUCCAUAUUUUUGGUUAAAAUCACGGUUGUUUAUUAUACUAAUUUGCAUGUUGGUAAAUCUCUGCGAGCAUUACUUUGAAGAGAAAAUCGGAAGAGUGUGAACGUACCCUCUGGAUAUUUUUGUUGGAAAUGAAGAAUAACUAUUUUUCUGGACUGAUUUAAACUGUCAUCAUGAGUAAAAGUUUUCUCGCUAAAUGUGCCUGGCUAUUGGUAGCAUUUUUCCUGCUAACAUUUGAUGUCAUCGAAGCUGCCAAGAAGAAAGAUUACUACGAAGUCCUUGGUGUUAAGAAAAAUGCAUCCGAGCGAGAGAUAAAAAAGGCUUUUAGGAAAUUGGCCUUAAAAUACCAUCCCGACAAGAGCAAAGCUAAAAACGCAAAUGAGAAAUUCCAAGAAAUUACCCAAGCCUACAAUGUUUUGUCUGAUUCGGAAAAAAGAAAGAAAUAUGAUUUGAUCGGGGAUGAAGACUACCCAAAACCAGGAGGAGGCCAACAGUACCAGGGUGGAAACUUCCACUUCAACUUCGAUGACAUUUUCACCCAUUUCGACCACCACUUUGCUUCUCACCAGCAUUUCCACCAUCAGCCUGGCGGUGGAUUUGAUAGUCAUUUUAAGUUCGAUGAUGUCUUUGAAGAGCCUGAUAUCCAACAUUUCCAUGGAAACGAUCAUUUCGCCUUCGACGCCCAAACUUUCGGAGAUGGCGCCUCUUUCUUUGGAUCCCACUUUGCAAACCACAAACAGCAGUUUGAGAACCAUCAGCAGAUUCACCGCAGGGCCCACGCUCAAGCAACUGCCCAAAGUCGAGGUAACGGCGAUCACCACUUUGCUAGUCAUGCAUCUGUUCACAAUUCUGGAGGAAGUGGACAGUCCUGUCGAACAGUCACCCACAGAGUUGGAAACACGGUGACCCAGUACACUGAGUGCUCAUAAGAAAAUUUUUUCCAUGCACUUUUGUUUUCACAAAUAAUUUGUUUCACCCGGCCCAGUCGCCAGAAUUUUUAUCGAGUUGAAUCUACGAACACAAAAAUACUUAACUUGUGAUAGUUGAUGUAUUAUUUCCUAAUGUGUAUAAUCACACUCCUCAGCAUUUUUGUUGAAUUGUUUGUCCGUGUUUAAACAGAAUGAUACGAUUUUUCAGUUUUUCGAUGAUCCAAUUUUUUUUGCUUUCAAUUAUAUGAUGGUUUUUAAUUAUACUAAAAGGUAAAGAAUGUUAACUUUUACAAAACAAAAAAAUAAUAGUUAUGAUUUCUGCACACUGAAAUAUAAAUUACCACAUAC
Molecule: messenger RNA, 1391 nt
Organism: Neocloeon triangulifer
Lineage: Eukaryota; Metazoa; Arthropoda; Insecta; Ephemeroptera; Baetidae
Product: dnaJ homolog subfamily B member 9-like
Exons: 4
Coding region: 288-1043 (251 amino acids)
Cellular component (GO): endoplasmic reticulum
Molecular function (GO): misfolded protein binding; protein-folding chaperone binding
Source: RefSeq, a predicted model, not a curated record